AAGUUUCCACUUGAGUGUGUUAAUUAAUGAGUUGAUCUCAUCAAUGAGUUCAUCUAUCAACUGACACUGAAGCCUCUUCAAGAUGGAAGUUCCCAUCUAUUUACUAGUGGACCUACUUCUCUGUAGUCUGGUCUUGCUUCUAUGUCAGUCAUUAGCAGAUUCAUCCCCGUCAUUCCUGAGUGAACCACGGUCAAGAAUCGUCAAGCACAACAUCCGCGUCAAACUCCGCUGUAAAGUAGACCCUAAAGACGCUCCUAUCUGGUGGUCAUUCAACGGCCAAGACAUCACGGACCCAGCUAGUCUGGGGAUGCAAGUCACUCCAAAAUACCUCAAGAUUGAUUCUUUUCAGGGUGAAGGGGAGAGGUCCCAUAAUGGUGGUUAUCAGUGCAAAGCAGGAAACAGGACAGGAUUGAUAGUCAGCAGGGUAGCGCAUGUACAGGCUGCUUAUUUAAGACGAUUUUCAACGCAUCUACCAGCGACAGCUUAUGCCAAGAAGGGCAGCGUAGCAGUUAUAGAAUGUGAAGCACCAGACAGCAUACCACCAGCUGUCAUGUCCUAUGAGUUCAAAGGUCAAACAAUAUCAGGCUCCUCAGAUCAUUACAGGAUAAUGCCGUCUGGUCAUCUUCACAUCAUUAAUGUAUCAGAAUCAGAUGAGGGUCACUAUACGUGCUUAGCUACCAACCCAACUCUGUCUAAGACACACACAGCAGGGAACGGAACAACGCUAGUACUACAGGAGGUGUCUGAAGUCCGAAUCCCACCCAGCAUACAGACAUCAAGGGGCGUGUCAGUCAACAUUCAUGAGAGGGCGGUUCUAGAGUGUGUAGCAGGUGGUGUACCGUACCCAGAUGUCCAAUGGGAUAUGGUGGAAGGCUCGAUACCAGAUAAUGGCGUCCAGUACCCAGGCAGUCUAGAAAUCACAUCUGUUUCUAGGAGUGAUGCUGGGGUGUAUACAUGCACAGCGCUGAAUGAGCAAGGUCAAUCACAGAGGUCAGAGGUCACACUAGAGGUCAUAGAACCCGUGUCUAUUGCCAAGGCGCCUAAGAACACUCAUGUUGACCUGGGAGGCACUGGUCACUUCAAAUGCACAGUCAGAGGAGUCAAUCAGAACCAGAUUGUCUGGUUAUUUAAUGGACAAAGAAUCUCAGAAAUGAGCACGAGACAUGAAAUACUAGAGGGUCAGCUUAUUAUCAAUGAAGUCAGCCGAUCAGAUCUGGGUCCAUACCAGUGCUUUGUGCAGACUGACCAUGGCAGUGCACAGGCCACAGCUAAACUCAUGCUCAGAGAGGGAUUUCCUGCCAUCGUGGACCCACCAGUCAACACCACCGCUAUCGAAGGAGAGAACGUCUUUCUGUCUUGUGGCAUCACUGGGGAUCCUAUGCCAUUUGUUAGUUGGCAUGACCCACUGGGAACCGUUGUACGGAAUACCAGGAGCAUGUUCAUCUCGGAAGAAACUGGUGGAUUAACCAUUUCCCGGGUUGGUCCAGACGAUGUGGGUUGGUAUCGAUGCACAGCAGCCAACAAACAUGGACGGGUAGCUGCAGAAGCUUAUCUGGCAGUCAUUGAGAAAAUCAGCACGACACCGGUACCAGAGAGCAGCUCACGACACGUCCUGAACCCGCCUGUAAAUGAUGACAUCACCAUAACAACACAAACAACAGAUGAACCAAAUAAACCCGGAACAGUUCCUGAUGCUCCUACUAAGCCUAUCAUCAUCAAGACAUCAGACACGUCCGUUGAGACAAGAUGGGAUUACUUCAGCAGGAUACCAGUGACUAGUUUCACCAUUCAGUACAGGGAUGUAGCGUCAAUCGAUGGUUGGGUUACCGCUUCUAAUGUCAUCCCUCUCAACAGGAGAGUUUAUGAAGUGCAGGGAUUGAAAGAAGGUGCAACAUAUCGUUUCCGUGUCAUCGCAUCUAACACCCACGGUGACAGUGAACCUAGUGAGAUGUCUAAUCGUUUCUUGAUGCACGUCCCUGGCAGUAUGGAUCCACCGGUCCGGCCACCAUUAGACCCACCAAGAAUCAUCAACUGUGUCGCGAUGAGUUCUACCUCAAUCCUGGUAGAAUGGGAGUUUGAGCCAGAAUUCCCUGAUAUCCCAGUCACCGGAUUCUACGUUCACUAUCGCAACACGGACAGUGAUGAUGACAACGAUUACACACGCACACCGGUGGUCGGUGAUGACGUCCGACGCUAUCAGAUCCGUAAUCUAGAGGCGGAGUUGACCUAUGACAUCAAGAUGCAAACAUUUAAUGAUGGAGGGGAGAGUCCAUUCAGUAAUGUGAUCAUCCGUGAAACUAUGGCUCAACAGACCCCACCACCACCCAUCAUCAUCCCAGACCCUUACCCAUCUAACCCUUCGUCUGGUGGUCGUAAUCCCAACAUCCCAUCCAUACCUGAUGAUACAGAGCCUGAUGCAUCCACCAAUCAGGGUGAAGAUAUCUUAUACAUCACCCUAGGCGUGGUGCUAGGAGCGAUGUUAUUGGUUCUCAUCAUGUUUGGGGUCAUGUGUAUAUGGAGGGCCAAACAAGUCAACAAUGACAGACUUGCCCGUGAUUGGCAUUAUGGUUAUUACUGCGAUGGAGCCUACCGUCACAAUAACGGGAACGCCUACAAGUUUGGUCAUUACAUGAACGGUAACACACCCCAGGGACAUGGAGGAGGUAACCCACCCUAUGGUGAAACAGCCACGCCUGCUGACCCUCGACCUCUCUACACAAUGCCUCAGGACACCCUGGAUGAAGCUAACUACUUCCCUGGUCUUUCACCUCCGACCUCUCCCGUUGCUAAUGGUCACAUCCCGGCAACCAACCAAACCCUUCAACCCAGUCACAUGACCAGCCCCAAUGAGAACACCAACUCUAAUCAUAGCAGCGGAGCAUCCAAUGAACAUCUGUAUGUCAACGGUAGCUGUCGUAGCUUACGUGGUGCUGGAGGGAGUUUAGAUAGGGAAGGUCAUCAAGGUCAGGGGUCGUUGACCUUUCCUGGGUCGGGGUCAUAUGGUACUGGAGACCGGCCAGUGUGCCCUAGUAGACAUCCUAAAGGUGAUCGCAGCAGACGAAGGAAACGAGAGGGCACGACCAGUAGAGAAGCCACAGAUACUGAAAUGGCUUCUGAGGUCCCACCAUCGUCAAAGAAUAACGUCCCUCCAACAGUAGCUCAAACAGCGCCCUCGCCUGGCAAUGAGACUUCCAGUCAGCAAGGUUUGUCACCAGAGGUCAAUCUGACACUACCUAGUCAGGGGUCACAUGACUCCCUCAACCAAUCACAAGACAGCGGUUCUUGUAGAAUUGUCAAACAUUCAGACAUAUAGUAUUUCUGUUCAACAGGGUGGUGUCAACCAGUUUAGUGUAAUUAUUUUUUUAACCUGCGCACCCCUUCUGAACUGAAAUGGAUGCUCCCUAUUUACUGUCAAACAGUGGAGCAAGCAUUAUUUGAGAGGGGUGUUUCUUUUAAAAAAAUGACUGUCAGGGUUUACGUUUUUUGUAAAUAAUAUUUUCUUGUAAAAAGAAUGUUACUAAAGGCUGAGAAUGAACAAGUUUGAACUUGAUUUUUUUUUGAAAUUGAAAACUGUAAAAACGUAUUGCCGAAUCAGAGAGACUCUUAUACAAACUGCGAUCAUCCCACCAAUCACCAAUGAGCUUCUUUACAUUUCUUCUUCCAGUUGAAUAUUUAUGCAAGCAAACCGACUGAAAAGAUCUGUUCCAUCACGUUUGAUAGCUUAUUGUCAUGGUAUGCCGUCAAAUCAUCAUGAAUAUGCAGCAGCUGAUUUGCAUAUGCAAAUCAAAAUCUUCCAUUCAUCCAUUCACUUCCAAAAACAAACAAGCCCUCCUGAAUAUGCAGCAGCUGCUUUGAAUAUAUUAUGUACACAAGUACACUCUUCCUUAUGCCACCUCAUUGUUUCAAACAUAUACAAUAAACAUGAAUAUGCAGCAGCUGUUUUGAAUAUGCAAAUCAAAGUUUUCUAACCAUCCCUCCAAUAGAAGAACGCUUUUUGUGCCUUGUUGUUAAUUUACAUUCAUUUUGCACCCUUAUUUAAACGCACGGAUUGUAUUUUUGUAAUCACGCACAAAAUAAUGUUUGCUUUUUGUUUGCUUUUGAAAAUAUUCCUCUUAUAAAUGAAUCAAUGGGAUUUAAAUUACUUGUGCUCAUGCUCAUGAAUGUAAUUAAUUUCUUCCUUUGUUGACCGAAACACUGCCAUUGUGAUUUUAAAAAUACUGCCAUUGAAUAUUUAAAUGUAAAUUGUAUUGUAAUUUUGAAGCGGGGCUUCCUAAACAAAAUUGUAUAAGCGCCAGAACAAGCAAAUAUGCUCAACAGAAAUCUGUGCUAAGCGUGAUUGAGCCCAAUUCAUGUACAGUGGUUGAGUGAGGGAUGGUCUGUGCUUACUGCUUACAUUAGGUUAGCAAGUUCUGUUAGACUUCAUUAAGAGGCUGAUCCCAUGUGGAUAUCAGAGAGGUAUCUAUUUGGUGACUGGAAAAGAGGCUAAACAUUUGGCUAAAAAGUUCAUUGAGUAAUGUGGAAACUGGGCCCCAUUUCUAGUGAUGGCAGCCACAUAACGGAGAGAUUAUUUCCAAAAUGUGAUAUAAGCCAUUUUGUUACCUUUCUGAAUCCUGCUGUCUCCUGGCUGCCCGAAAGCAAUUUUGACGGCUGUUAUAUGCUUAAACACAACUUAAGAAUACAAUCAAGCGAAGAAUGAUUUUUAGAAAUAGCGAUUACACUGUUUUUUAUUCCUUUAAGUUUCAGAACUGUGCAAAUGUUCACCUUUAUCAAAUGUAUAGGCCGCAUUUUGGAAAUAAACUCUUCAUAUGCUUAAGUUCUAUAGGUAAAUGGUGUGUUGUCUGCUGAAGGCAAAAGCUGAGUUUAUAAAGCUAGGGCUAGUUUGUAGUCACAGCUUCAAGUGCUUUAAAAGCUGCACCUGAAUUGCACAUCCAUUUGGAAGCAUCUUACAAUGUAGCUAUUCCCAAAGUGCAGUAAAAUUUGUACUUUAUCAGAGUUAAAUGUCAGUAUUUCAGCUCAUUAUUUUUGGUACCUCAAAUGUAAAUAAAAACGUGGAAUAAUGCAAAAUCAUGGAUUCAAAGUGAUAGAUUUCAGCUGUAUGUUGAGAUGUUGAAAUCUGAAUAAUUUGUUAGUAACUUCCAAAAUUGUGCUAGAACAUGUCGCUUGUCAACAUGGACAUUAUUGAUCAAGACAAAUCAGGUCUGUGGUGACCUGGAGGUCAGAUGAUAUGCUAAUUUAUGUCAAAGGUCAGCCCAUAAGUCCGUAUUAUAAUAUUCACUAUAUUUUAUGUAUAUAUAUGAAGGCAAUACAAUGUACAGAUUGUAAUUACUAUUACGUAUUCAUACAUUUUACCCGACGGCUUUUAUGUAAAAACAAAACAAAAAUCCAAAAUACUGUGCCGUUGUUUUCUACUAUUUAUUUCUGACCACUUUUAUGCAGUGGAUGUACAAACCAAAAUGCUUGGUGGAUGCCAUCAUUGAAAAAUGUCGGUCAGUAAAAAUUGUUGACCGUUUUUUCUUCUUAAUUUUGUGUGUAGACAUUGUUAUGUGAUCUUGUCUUUGUAUGCGUACUUCUUGACAAAUAAUGCUUAAAUCUGAAAUACUUCUAUAUAUGUAUGUGUAAACUUAAUGAUGAGGAUAUCAGUGGGUUCAUGUUAGUCCAUGUAUAAUGUUGGUGUUGGUUGCUAUGGUACACAAUCGUUACCAUGGAAACAAGAUGUAGUGUGAAUUGCACUGCAUUCAGAUUGUCAUUUAAUAUUGGUGUAGCUUUCCCAGUCUCCAAAAACUUUCUUUUUUAGUUUUUGUUUUCUUUUAACUCUAUUUUCUUACAAAUGCACAGUAUUACAGUUCAACACAUUUUUUAAAAGUUUCCUAUUUUCUUAAAACUUUGUCUUUGCAAUCAUUGGUUUUUGUUGAAGAAAAACGAAAGAAAAAGGAUGACAAAUUCCCAAAACACUGACAAAUAUCAGCUCUCGACGUGUAACAGGUGCCAUUCCGAGAUGACACCAAGUUGCAAUCAGUUCGACACAAAUUUUAAGAAAAGCUUAACAUAUACGCAGCUAUUUGCUUGCAUUGAUAUUUGAGCAUUUUGGCCUGUUAUCCUUGAACAACUAACAUGAAUUCACUGAUUACCUUUGCUUUCUGUGAAAGGAAAGAUCGCUCUUUAUGUGCUGCUGCAGCUAGUGUAAUGUACUGUAACAUGUAUGACUAUAGUGAUGUGCAUAGAGAGAAUGUGUGGUGAAUAAUCUGUCCAAGUUAUGAAGUCAUUUUUGCUGGGCAUGCUUUGCUAUCAUGUUCGCACCCAUCUGGCCAAAUUAUCCAAUGUGUACACUCUUCAAGAUAGCUUGAAUACCAUAUCAUUAGAAGCCCUUUAGCAUCUCUCCAUGCCGGUAGACUUCAAGGCUUAUUUCAUAGGAGUAUGGAGUACAGGCUAUGUUACACAUUGCUUUUGGUUAAUAGACAGCUGGGUGCACCAGAUAGCAAAUGAAUGCUCAUUCAAAGUUACAUCAUGUUUAAUGGGUAUCUUCCUGACCACUUGAGGGCGCUGUUUCCAAUUUAAAUAUCAGAGUAUACACCUAAAAUAAACUCACACUUUGGGCAGUUUUGCUGAAAUGUAUAUUUUAACUAUCAAAUCUUUUAUUGAAGAGAUGUACAAUUUCUUUGGUAAAGGAGUUUGUCCUUAAUGUCCAUGUCUGUGUUAAAGCGCCCUCAUGCAGUCGUCACGUAAUGCCUAUUGCAACUUUGUGCGAAUAAGUGUAGUAAGCAUCCAGCAAUCAGUAUUCACUAUAAAGUAGAUGCCUCCUUGAACCAUUAGGUGCUUAGCCUAGAUAACUAUGCUUAGCACUAAAUGUAUUACUUGCCGUUGUGUCACUUAGGCCAAAUUAUUAUGGAGCUGCAGGGCCUGUCUCAAAUGGUAUCCGUAACGAGUUCCUGACAAGUUGUGGGCAUUGUAUUGGUAUAAGUUGCAGGAUUCAGAACAAUUGUCCUUGCAAUCUUCCCACAAUGAUGUUAUCAGUAAUGAGUAUUGGUGAGUCAAGCAGUUGCUCAUCAUAAACAUUUCCCCGGACAUGUCCGUGACAAAAGCGGAGCUUCUUCCGGACUAAGUGAAUGAUUCUACCCACAACUUGUCCAGAACUCAUGCUGGAUAUGAUUUGAGACAAGCCCUAAGACGAACACACUGCUUGGCAAAGGCUGAGCAGAAAACCAGUCAGUAGCAAAUAACAAAGCUACAAAUGGCAUUUUAGCUGGUAACCAAUGUUUCUUCUCACUAGUAGCGCCAUGAAACCAGCCUGAAUAGAUCUCAGCGUAGGCUUUGGGACUAAGAUUAACUGCAUUGGAAGACGAACUAGGCUGAUCAGAGGCAUGGUAGAAAAAUGCAUUAUAAAAGGUACUCGGAGGAAGUUGUAUUGUUCUUGGGGGAAUUUCUAAACCUUUUCUUUUUCUUCGGCUCAGUCAGAAUUUACACCCCUGACGUGGGAAAUUUUGGCCCAGUAUUCACUGUAGGUCCAUGCUGUGCUUUACAAAGGAAGCCGACAUUUGGAGUAUUUCUAUUCAAUUGGGAUAUUUAAAAUAAAAUCUAAAUAAUCGUACCUGGGAUGAAGCCAGCGAUGAAGCGAAGCUGUCUAAAACUUCCUCUGAUAAUUCAUCCCGGAUAUCUAAACGCUUUUGUUAAUGACAUUGAAGAAAAAUCCAAUUUUGCCCAACCUUUGUUUGGUUUCUCCAGUACUAGGGAUGCAAGUCCUGCAGUUGCCUGAUUUUAGGUCAUUUUUUCAAAUUGUAACAUCUUGACACCAUACACGUAUGUACAUUUUUCUUUACACUUCAAAUUUCAGGCAAAAAUGUCAGAUUCCACUUAUAUCCCUGUGUGGAUUUCCCCAAAAUCUUUGAAACCAUGAACUAAAACUUCUACAUCAUCAGUCUCAGUCUGCCCAAUUUAGUACCCAGUAACUACUUAUGACAAAAACUGUACUUAUUGACUUCAAUCUUUAUCCUGUUAUUUUUUAAUUGUCAUGACAAACCAUCGAAAUGAUAUUUGAAGAGUAUAGUAUUUGUAAAUGAGUAUAUUGCGGAGACUUAUUGGAUAUAAAAAAUGGUAUGCUCCAUUGAUGUUGAAAAAUUA
This is a messenger RNA of Patiria miniata (bat star), 8115 nucleotides long. RefSeq names its product brother of CDO-like. Lineage: Eukaryota; Metazoa; Echinodermata; Asteroidea; Valvatida; Asterinidae. Gene Ontology annotation, molecular function: cell-cell adhesion mediator activity. The coding region runs from base 83 to 3313 and encodes 1076 amino acids. The transcript is spliced from 19 exons. Gene Ontology annotation, cellular component: plasma membrane; axon. The record is from RefSeq and is a predicted model, not a curated record. Gene Ontology annotation, biological process: nervous system development; axon guidance; dendrite self-avoidance.